GUCAAGGUCGUGUGAACUGAUUGACCUUGAACUAGCGCGGCAGAAUUUGAAGGACAGUAGACUUUUCAUCAAUCCUGCAGAUGAUUAUCACUCUGGGUGGUUUUUUCUGUCUCUUACCCUGAAGACUUCAUCUUUUACUUCAGUUCCUGAGGGGAUACCUGUCAACCACAAAUAAUCUGGUUUCCUGCAAUGGAUAAUGGAGUGUUUUAUGAUCCAAAACAAAAUAUAGAACGUAUUUUCGAAGUGGAAAGGCUUUUUGGAUUCCCUUCUAAUAAACUAGUAACUUCAAAUCGGGUGUUAGUUGGGGAAGGUGUUUUGACAAAGAUAUGUAGAAGAAAGCCCAAACUGAGACACUUUUUCCUAUUUAGUGAUGUGUUAAUCUAUGGAAGGAUUGUAUUAAAUAGGAAAGUUCUUUGUAGCCCUCAGUUCAUAGACCUCGCUGACUCCUGUGUUAAGAAUGUCGUGGACAAUGGGAUCUACCGGAAUGGAUUUUCAAUUCUCAGUCCAAGAAAGUCUUUCACGGUUUAUGCGAGCACUUCUGAAGAGAAAACACAAUGGGUAAUUCAUCUGAAGAAAUGUAUUUCAAACUUUGCUUCUGGUGUGCAAUACGAUUCAGUUAGAAAAUCUCCAAUAUGGAUUCCGGAUUCAGAAGCAUCUCAUUGUAUGGUAUGUGGUACUACUGAAUUCAGUCUUGUUCAUCGAAGACACCAUUGUCGACAUUGUGGCAAAGUUGUUUGUGAUAAAUGUUCCACUUAUCGUUGGAUACUUCCCUAUCAAGGUUCAUCACGUGUACGUGUUUGUUCAGUCUGUCAUACUGAUUUGUCGACAGAGAAAUACAACUCACUCAUUCGUAAUAAUCAACAACAAUAUCAGUGUGGAAAAGAGAAUAAUCUAUUCAAUGUUACCACUUGUGUAACUAACAAUAGAGUUGAUGUUACUAAUGAAGUGGCUGACAAUUGUAUAAUUACACCAACCUAUCUUGGUGAUGUAAAUAUGAAUAAUGAUGAAUUAAAUACUGAAAGUGAUACAGAUUCAGAUACCGCUGAGGAGGAUAAAGUUGACAAAUUUAUUCAUAAUUGACUUGUUUAUAUAAACAACAUUGUAUUAUUUAAAUAGUAAAAUAAUCUGAAAUAAACAGACAAACAAACAACAACAACAAAAUGAAAAUAUAUUUACCUAAUUCAAAAACUAUGGAAGUUUAAUCUUGUUUUGUUUUUAUCCACUUUCAAUUUUAUCGAUUGUUAAACUAUUAAGUUUGAUCAUGUGUUUGUGUGUGCGUGUGUGUAUGUGUAUUAAACUCAUUGUUUGUUGUUUUUUUUAACUUCAAUUUACUUCUUCUAAAAACUUCCCCAUGAAUCAAUAAUUGUUUUUUAUUUAUUUAUUUUAAUAAUUAUUUAUACUCAUCUAUUUGUAAUUUGUAUAUUUAUCAUUCUUUUAUUUAUUCUGUAAUUUAAAUGUAUCUUGACAAUUAAUGAUUAUGCAACGUUUUUCUUGUGUAAUUGGUCUAGAAGGAAAUGAUUUUCUAAUAUAUAAAAUUAUACAAAUCGGAUACAGCUUUCAUUGAUUAUUGUUGAUUUUUUUUUGUAUUUGGCUCGAAAUUUGAUUAAUCAAGAGAAGGGAUGACUAUAAAUACUUUUCAUGUUGGUAAAUUAUGCUAAUACAAAGAUGAAUGUAAUGUAAUCCUUCUAAGUUGCUC
Messenger RNA from Schistosoma guineensis, 1696 nucleotides. NCBI's taxonomy places the organism in Eukaryota, Metazoa, Platyhelminthes, Trematoda, Strigeidida, Schistosomatidae. The record is from the annotation of a GenBank genome assembly.